UCCACCUCUGAAUUUCAACGGGGCCAAAACAAUCAAUUCUAAUCGGGUAGAUAGUUCAAAUUCAAAAAGCUGGCGUCAUCCAGGAGAAAGAAAUCAAAGAUGGCGGCGGUGAAUGUGACGACUCUCGUUGCGAAGACCACCGUCCCGACGGAUCUGAACAGCACGUUCUUCAAUUCGACGUAUCUGGUCGCGACGGGGAUCAGCCAAGAAGACUUCCUGGCGCUGCAGAUGUCGAAUGCAACAGAUAAUGCGACGUCAAACGAGUCGCUCAGCCAUGUGGUGUUACAGAACUGGUAUCCGAGCGGUUACAGUCCGUUCCACAUAAUUUUAGCGUCAGUGGUUGUGACAGUAUUGAUGAUAAUGGUGGUGGUAGGGAAUAUGCUAGUGAUCAUAGCGAUAGUGACAGAGAAAGCGUUGAAGAACAUACAAAAUUGGUUUAUAGCUUCGUUGGCUGUGUCAGACUUUUUCCUGGGACUGAUUAUAAUGCCGUUCUCGUUGGCUAACGAGCUGAUGGGGUAUUGGAUCUUCGGAUUCUGGUGGUGCGAGAUCCACUCGGCCAUGGAUGUGUUGUUGUGUACGGCGUCCAUCAUGAAUCUGUGCCUCAUCUCGCUGGAUCGCUACUGGAGUAUAACACAGGCGGUCGACUACCUCAAGAAGCGGACGCCGGCGCGAGCGGCCCUCAUGAUCGCGGCUGUUUGGCUGAUGUCAGCGUUGGUCUGCAUCCCCCCUCUCCUCGGCUGGAGGGUCACGAGGCCGCCCCAGCAGUUUCCACAGUGCAAGGUGUCUGAAGACAUGGGCUACGUGAUAUACUCGGCGUUGGGCAGCUUCUACAUCCCGUCCUGCAUCAUGGUGUUCGUCUAUAUUCGGAUAUACUACGCUGCCAAGGCGAGAGCGAGACGGGGGAUACGGAAAAACCCGAGGCCUAGGCCUAACGAACAGCAGACGAGCUUUAGCAACCCGCCAAAGGGGACGCGGCCCAUGCCGGCCACGCCCUCUAUACCCAUGCCACAGGGCUUGGACAGUAAUUCUAAUAAUAGAGUAAGUCAAAUAUCUACGAUAGAGGCACAGCAGGUGCCAAUACCGACGGUCACGUGCGACCUCGCUAGCGACAUCUCGACGAGUGAAGCGGGAGACAUGAUGCCGCAGCAAGAGGAGAGAAAAGACACACUUAAGGUGGUGACCUCGGCGCAGGUGACGCGCAACCCGCUCGCGGCGUGCCAGCUGCGCAGCUCCACGCUCAGCGUCAACGAUUCCGGCGUCGUCUCCCGCUGCGCCGGCGUCAAACCGCUCAAGUUCAGAAUCUGCCAACCCAUCUUCGGGAAAAAGUCCGAAACUUCCAGAAGGCAGGAGAAGAAGCAGAAGAGCGAAUGCGAACCGGCCCUCCCGAAGCAGCAUAAACCUAGAGAUCCGGAGCGGGAGAAACGGAGGUUAGCAAGAAAAAAAGAAAAGCGAGCCACUUUAAUUCUAGGAUUAAUCAUGGGAAGCUUCAUUGCAUGCUGGCUUCCGUUCUUCUUCUUAUACAUCCUCAAAGCCGCUUGCAGAGCAUGCGAGAUACCAGGAAUAGCAUUCGCUGUAGCAUUCUGGCUAGGCUACAUGAACUCUGUACUAAAUCCUGUGAUUUACACCAUUUUUAAUAAGGAUUUCAGAAGGGCGUUUAGGAGGAUACUGUUUAAGUGAUGUUUGGCCUACCUGUGCUGCUACAGAUGCGUGGCCAACCGCAUCAUGAUGGCGCAACAGAGGGCAGCACCGGGGCUUUACAAUGUACGUUAACGCCAUAACCAAGGACAGUCUCAUGUGAUAACAGUGAAAUAUAGAACAAACUGAAGUACCCUACGUUUGAGAGAGAAUCCACACUAACGUCUUUUGAGCGUCGGUGACUUUAGUAUAAGACCUGACGGCUCAGCCACGACAUUGGUCUAAGCGCGACAGCGAUGAG
Messenger RNA from Leguminivora glycinivorella, 1936 nucleotides. RefSeq names its product alpha-2Db adrenergic receptor-like (gene Octalpha2R). The record is from RefSeq and is a predicted model, not a curated record. Gene Ontology annotation, biological process: adenylate cyclase-activating adrenergic receptor signaling pathway. NCBI's taxonomy places the organism in Eukaryota, Metazoa, Arthropoda, Insecta, Lepidoptera, Tortricidae. Bases 100 to 1677 code for a protein of 525 amino acids. Gene Ontology annotation, cellular component: membrane. The transcript has 7 exons. Gene Ontology annotation, molecular function: G protein-coupled amine receptor activity.